Molecule: messenger RNA, 924 nt
Organism: Mercenaria mercenaria
Lineage: Eukaryota; Metazoa; Mollusca; Bivalvia; Venerida; Veneridae
Product: GTP-binding protein Di-Ras1-like
Exons: 2
Coding region: 67-780 (237 amino acids)
Molecular function (GO): GTP binding; GTPase activity
Source: RefSeq, a predicted model, not a curated record
CCUAUAUAAGACUGCCAUUGCAAGAAAUUAUUUCAACACAUAUCUCACAGAGACGGAAUACAAUAAAUGAAACAGUUUGAAAACAGACGAAAAAUGCAUUUAUUUGGUUACCAUGACAGUUUCCAUCACCAUGACGAUACAUACACGCAUGUUCAUCAGCAUGUCAGAAUUGUCGUAAUGGGGGCAGCUGCCGUUGGCAAAACCUCGCUUAUCAAACAGUGCCUUUAUCAUCAUUUUUCUGAUGAUUAUACCAGAACUAUUGAAGACAUAUUUCUCUACAAAGGUGACAAAUUCAGUCUGGAGAUAAUCGACACUUCCGGUUCUCAUAAUUUUCCGGAAAUGAUGAAAAUAGCAAUAAUGGCGGGAGAUAUUUUUGUAGUAGUUUUCUCCGUAGAUGACUGGACAACAUUUGACAGAGUAGCAGCGAUAAGAAAACAAAUAACUGAGAUGCGGGGCCAAGAUAUACCAAUUAUUGUUGUUGGGAAUAAAGCUGACACGCAAGAGCGGGAAGUCCCAAUCGAAGUCGCCGAUUCUGUAGUUUGCAUAGACUGGGGUUGUAAGUAUCACGACACUUCAGCAAAUAAUACGGACCAAGCUUGUGAAGUGUUCAAUGAAGUAUUAAACUAUUUUCCUGCUCUAUACGGGGAGAAAAUAGUACAUCAGAAAGAAACUGUUCAUUUGCCGACGAGGUGUACUAAGAGGAGAAAAUCAAAGAUAAGAAGUUCUUUGCAAUCUUUUGUUAAACUGAUUCAAGAAAAGUGUUCCAGAGAAUCAGACUAGUUGCACUUGCUAUACAGAAUCAAAUGUGGAUAAACAUGUGCAAUCAUUUUGCUUUACAAAUAUUUGUUUCGUGAUUAAAUAGUGUUGUAAUGUCAUAAACAUGCCAAAAAUAGUUGUCGAAACAACGAACUAUCUUGCCAAAAU